AUGGACUGGUCGACGCCAUACUCUCCGCUUCAGCUGCAGCCAGUUGAGAUGCUUCAGAAGCCACCCGACCUCUCCUUCCUCGGUCGACGGACAAUCGCCCCCAGACCUCUGUCAGAAGCCACCGAGAUUUUUGACACCGACAACGAGGACGACCCCGAUUCAAUUCCCAAGCCCUGGGACUCCCAAGAUGACGAUAGUCAAUCAACCUUAUCAUCCAGCCGGGAUGAGCUCCCAACCCCGCCUCACAGCGGUGGCCUCGACGGAUUUGAGUUUCAUUUCGACGACAGAGCAGUGCUGGGUCCACAAGGGCCUCACUUGUUCAGCGGCACGCCUGAGAUCCUUACAAAUCCCGACGACGACGUCUUCCUCAACAUGUCUCCGAUCGUCGAGCCAAAGACUCCUGCUAAACCCAUCAACGCCCUCAACACUGCUGUAGCAGAACUCGACGAGUCUCAAGUUCGGGAUUGGACUCCUCGGCAGGUUGCCGAUUGGAUGGCCGAGGCUGGCUUCGAGCAAGCGGUUGUGGAAAAGUUCCUCAUACACGACAUCUCCGGCAGUGUCUUGAUCGACCUGCAAUUCGAGGAUCUCAAGGAACUUGACAUUAGCUCCUUUGGAAAACGCCAUAGAGUCAUGAGCUCGAUUCACCAACUCCGCAAUAGCAGCAUGAUUUCCCUCGAGACACCACUCUCGAGAACGCCCUCGAGGAACAACAGAAGUCCCAGAGCUGUCCAGCGGGCUGCUCGCCCGGAAGAAUGCCAUGUCGUUGUUGAUCGAUCUCGCUCCCGGAGACGAGCUCGCCAGCCCGAUGUUGUUACGCCUGCAGAGUCCGUCUCCAUUGUUGGGAUCGAGCAGGUGCUCCCCAAAGAGCACAAGUGCUCCAAAGGUGAAGACUGUCCCAAGUGGCAAAAGCAACAACGAAGGAUCCUUCGUAUGCAGCGCGCAUGGGAAGACGACGCCCGCCGACCCGUAUCUGAAGCCCACUCCGAAGCCUUGCCGUCGGUCGUCGGUUCAUCAGACGUUCUUGGACCCUCUUCCGUGAAGAUCACUGCCGAGAGCCUAAGUGGAGUCCAGCCUCGCGACCCUCAGGAGAGCGUCAGGCAGUUUCUCAACUUCCAACACCUCCACACCCCGUCACACUCCAGUAACCCUUCGCCCCCUCCUGCUGCCUCCGCUUCAUUUGCCGCCAAGUCCGCUCAUCUCGCCGAGCACCUCCGUGGUCUUCCCAAACUCACCAUCCCCGUGGGCCAAACUCAAGACGAACUUCCUUCGCGGACACCCAUCUCCGCUCUCCAACAACCCACCCAGAUCCAGGCUCAACUCAAAGCUCAGCUUCAGCGCGAUCCAUAUCACUAUGGCGGCGUUGCAUCUCCGGCUGACAUCUACCGCAUUGAUACCCCCAUGUCAGCCACUGAUCUUCCCGUCACCGCCAUGGCUCCAGACCCUUGCCAACGUGAUGUGUCCCAAUCUGUCCCUCCUGAGAUGCGAUAUGGCGCAACUCCAGCGACAAUUAGCCCCCCUGAACCCAUCCAGCGCUGUGUGUCGACCCAGCCUGUGCCUCCUCGGCGCCAUAUCCGCCAGCAGUCUUUUACGCCCUCUGUGGCUCCCGUCAGGGAAAUCGACUCACUGGAAACUCGUCCCGCGGCGCGAGUGACGGAAAUCGAACUCGCGAAUCACCAAGGUUGGAUGCGGAAGCGGAAAACUACCCGGAUGCUCCGACACGAGUGGCAAGACAAUUAUUGCACGCUGGUCGGCAACAAGCUCACGAUGCACGACACCCACUACGCCAAUGCGAAUGCUCUUGAGGACAUUGAUGUGGACGAGUACACAUUACAUGCCUACGCACAAGCCGCGAGUUCGAAACUCAGCGCCGCCUUUAAGAAGAGCCUCUUGGGCCAGGGCAAGAUUCCCGCUGGCGAUCAGUCAUUCGCCUUCUCCCUGAUCCCCGAUAACGAAAAGGUAAACAAGAAGAUCUUUGACAAGAGCCACAAGUCUCACCACUUCGCGGUUGACAGCUCCAAAGAGCGAAUCGAGUGGAUGAGAAAGCUGAUGCUGGCCAAGGCCAUGAAGAAGAACAACAGCUGUCCGAUUUAA
Molecule: messenger RNA, 2091 nt
Organism: Cladophialophora psammophila CBS 110553
Lineage: Eukaryota; Fungi; Ascomycota; Eurotiomycetes; Chaetothyriales; Herpotrichiellaceae
Exons: 1
Coding region: 1-2091 (696 amino acids)
Molecular function (GO): protein binding
Source: RefSeq, a predicted model, not a curated record